Messenger RNA from Rhinolophus ferrumequinum (greater horseshoe bat), 4538 nucleotides. It is a transcript of the gene SPRY3, whose product is annotated as sprouty RTK signaling antagonist 3. The record is from RefSeq and is a predicted model, not a curated record. The transcript is spliced from 4 exons. Gene Ontology annotation, biological process: negative regulation of MAP kinase activity; negative regulation of fibroblast growth factor receptor signaling pathway; multicellular organism development. Lineage: Eukaryota; Metazoa; Chordata; Mammalia; Chiroptera; Rhinolophidae. Bases 595 to 1461 code for a protein of 288 amino acids. Gene Ontology annotation, cellular component: cytosol; membrane.
AAGCAGGGAGAGGGCAGGGACUCGCUGAAAGCUAGACACCCAGUCAGUGACAGACCCAGGACUGGGAAGUCCGUUCGAGUUUGAAACAAUAAAUACUGGGCGUCAGUCCCAACGCGAGCCUGCUCCAGCUCUUCCAGCUCUUUUGGAGCGCUAGGCCCAUCUGGCCCCGCGCUGAUCUCCGGGCGGACUCUUAGCCGCGCAACUGGCACAACCAUGACGAAAGCCUUGCAGCCGGGGUUAAGAUAGAAGAGCUCCUUUCAACAUUUCUUAUAAUGCAAGUCUUGUGCUGGUAAAUUCCUGCAGCUUUUAUUUAUCUGGACUUAAGACAGAACUAUCUCUGUUUCUGGCUCCACUGCCGGUGAAGGAGUUUUCAUUCAAGACUUUCCGAGGAGAGGUGGAGAAACCUAAAGACUCAGGAGAAGAGGUCCUUUGAACCAGAUGGGGCAGUAGUUCGUCUGCUUUUCUCAGCAUGAAUAGAUCCUUUCCUCAAGGAUUUUCUGAUGUGCCCUAAGGUCCAUGUAACUACAAGGGCUCUUUAUCACCGUAAGUGCCACCCUGACGCAAAGCCACUCAGAACUCAAGAAUCAAGGCAAAAUGGAUGCUGCAGUGACAGAUGAUUUCCAACAAAUUCUGCCUAUUGAACAGCUGCGCUCUACUCAUGCUAGCAAUGAUUAUGUGGAACGGCCUCCAGCACCCUGUAAACAGGCCCUCUCCAGCCCUUCCCUUAUCGUGCAAACCCACAAAUCUGAUUGGUCCCUGGCUACCAUGCCUACUGCUCUCCCCCGCAGUCUCAGCCAGUGCCAUCAAUUGCAGCCCUUGCCUCAGCAUCUGAGCCAAUCUAGCAUUGCCAGCUCAAUGUCCCAUAGCACCACUGCCUCUGAUCAAAGGCUCCUGGCCAGCAUUACGCCCUCACCUUCAGGCCAGUCCAUCAUCCGAACCCAGCCUGGAGCAGGAGCCCACCCAAAGGCUGAUGGUGCUCUGAAGGGAGAAGCUGAACAAGCUGCAGUGCACCCCAGUGAGCACCUCUUCAUCUGUGAGGAGUGUGGGCGCUGCAAAUGUGUCCUCUGCACAGCAGCUCGCCCUCUCCCCUCCUGCUGGCUGUGCAACCAGCGUUGCCUUUGCUCUGCUGAGAGCCUCCUCGAUUAUGGCACUUGUCUCUGCUGCGUUAAGGGCCUCUUCUACCACUGCUCCACGGAUGACGAAGACAACUGCGCUGAUGAGCCCUGCUCCUGUGGGCCUAGCUCUUGCUUUGUCCGCUGGGCAGCCAUGAGCCUCAUCUCCCUCUUCUUACCCUGCCUGUGCUGCUACCUGCCCACCCGUGGAUGCCUCCAUCUGUGCCAGCAGGGCUAUGAUAGCCUCAAGCGACCAGGCUGCCGCUGUAAGAGGCACACCAACACUGUAUGCAGAAAGAUCUCCUCUGGUAGUGCGCCCUUCCCCAAGGCCCAGGAGAAGUCUGUAUGACCUUCCCACAAAAUGGAUCCAGAGCUUUCUCCUUCUAGUCCCCAUCAGUAAAGCGUAGGCUUCAUCUUGGAAGAGGGGAAGGAGGAGUAAAGUAGCCAAAGUUAGGGCUUCACCAAUUUUGUUCCUGCAGUGUCAGGGGGAUGGCCAAGGACAUCCUGGCGCAGGAUGCCUUGUUCUUUCUCACACUAUCUAUCCCGCUCCUCUUUAGCCUUUUUACACCCCGCCUUCUCAGCCCUUAUGGCUGUCAUGGCAAAUUCAGGUGAUACAUAGGCAUGAGAUUUGAACACUUGAGGGCUAACAGAGCCAGCAACGUGGAGGUUUAGGGGCUCCCCAAUGUCAUGCCUCUCGCUGCAGGCUCUGAGUGUCACUCUGCUUUCCACAGUGCCUUUGGAAGCUUUCUUCUAAGAUGGUUUUCACAGGUCCAUGUGGAAAACAGUCACUAUUCCAGGGAAUCUGACCCUUCUCCCUGUUUACUGCCCUUCUCUCCUUUAGUCUUCCCUUUUUCCCCUCCUCUCCUCUUCUUUCAUUACUGUCUUCAGUACUCCUGCCCCCUCCAUUCUCACCCUCUCUACUUUGACUUUUCCUCUCUUUUCGUCCUCUCUCCCUUCCUUUCUUCUCUUUCCCACCCUCUCUCCCAGAUUAAUCCUUUAUCUGCCCAUGUUUCUGUCUUGUUUGAUCUCUCUCUCUCUCUCUCUCUCUCUCUCCCCCCCCCCGCCCCUCUUCCUCUCAAACACGUCCAAAAGUGCUGUUUUUCUGUAGGUGUUUCCUUUGACGCCCAACUUUGCUAUGCUAUACUAUUUACUAAUGUUUAUUAAGGGAAGUGGAUUCCUGUAAUGAACUGAUCACUAGCAAUAGCCUAUAUCCUGACGUGUGUGUGCACUCAUAACCACACUUAGCUGUUGGUGAGCAUAUGAGACAAAGUUAUGUCACAUUUCCAGGUUUCAUUAGUUGGAGUUUUACUCCCUUUCCCAAUAACCAACUUAUAGUACUGACAGAUUCCACUAGCAUGCUGAAUAGGGUAGUAAAUCAGGAUGCUCAUAACUUUGUAUGUCUGACCCAAGUGCCAAAGGCAGACGUGCUUUAUAGCUAAAUGAACAAAGCAAAGGAUAUUACAGAGGUCCGUUCUCUCUUAGAAGCUAACUGCCCUGAGACUGCAUGGCUCAGGCCUUAAUAAUGGACAUAAAAAGUCAUAAAACUUUAGAGCUGGAAGGAAUCUUAACUGCUAAUCUAGUUCAAUGCCCUUAUUUUAUAGAUGGGAAAACUGAGACCUGGAGAUAGGAACGGAUUUGCUCAAGGCCGCACACGGAGUUUAUAGCAGAGUUGGGACUGGAAUACAGGCCUUCUGACUCAGUUCAAUACUCUCUACCCUGCAUCACAUUAAGUCAUGGGACUUUUCUCCUAGGACUCUAUUAACAAUGACAGAAAGCCAUUCCCAUUCAAUGUUCAGGAACCAUGCCGAGUUAGUGUGGUGGUCUUUAUGCAGUGCACGGCGGGGAGCUAAUUAACUAUCAGGUGUCAAGGCUGCCCCCAGUGGACAUCACCUUUGGCUCUGUCACCUUGUAGAGAAGCUCGUGUGGAAAAGAAAAGCUUAAGAACGCCCUAACCAAGCUGUAUCUUCGCCAUUGCACCUACCUUUUGCUGCACACACUGUGCUCAUUCCUGGCUUUGUCUGCAAUGGCAAUUGCCUGAGAACCUAAAUUUCAGCAACAGUGGAAAACUGAGAUGAAAGAUGUAUAAUGCAGAGAACUGACUUAUCUUUUUAAAAAUAUCAAGAGCCUGUGCUGUGAAUACCCUUCAUUGGGAAAAGGCUACAGUGGUGAUGGCAGGCCCCUAAAGACUGCUACUAAAAGACACAGGAAUUAGAUACAGUUUCCCUCUGUAAGUGAAUCCAAAAUUCACUACAGAAUUCAGAGAUUGAGGGCACUUGCUUGAAAUCAAGGUGCUCCAACUUAGUUUAAGACUUCCAGACUCUAACUUUAUAUAUCAUCUCUUUGAAAGUGUGCAUGGAUGUGUAUUGCAGGGUGGAGACGUGGGGAGAAAUGUAUAGUCAUACACAGGGGGAAGAAAAAGAAGGGAACAUUGAUGUCCCUUGGUUGGAUAUAUAGACUAUAGAGAUACGUGCCACUCGGUCUUUGUUGGUUCUGAAUCUUCCUGAAGUGUACUGACAUUUGGGCACACAGCCCCACACCUUCACUUUAACCUCCUCUUCUAGAAUUGCUUUGCUCUAUUUUUGUAUAUAUAAAUAUGUUAUGGUGAUUAUUAAUAAUGUUAAUGAUAUUGCUGCAAAUGGUGCCAUAUAUAAAGUUUGGCUUCUUGGAACAUUUAUAAAUCUAAACCAAUACCUGUAACCUCUUAAGUUGCUUUCAAAUCCUUCAAUUUUAAGUAAUUUUUUUUAAUCUUACAAGUCUGCUUGAUUGAACUUUGAAUUUAUCGACCCCUAAAAGCUGUGCCCAGUUCUCUGGGUCAAGCUGGAUGGUGAUGAGUAGCAACACACACUUCUCCCUGCUUCUGCCUGAAAUUUGCUUAGAGCCAAGAUAUAUAAGGAUUCUAUGACACUAGUGCAUUGUUCCUGGAGCUAAAGUUAUUCUAUGGAUGUUUGCUUAUUAGUUUCAGGGCCCCAAAUAACACAAGUCCCUCCUUCUUGAUAGCUCCUUGAUAACCCAAUCCUGCAGUCCUUACUCAGGCAAAUUGUGCACUGCCAGAAGGGCUCUGGGCUCUGCCAUAUACCCAGAUGAGCUCUUCUCAGUGGAUUUCUAAAUGGCCUUACACUUGGUAGAAGAAACUGAAGGGUUACUCAAAUGUAGUUGCAAUGUGCAAUCUGCUGCUGAGUCAGGGCUUUCACUUGUGUCCAAGUUGGCCUGAUAUGGACUGCAUCUGGUUUACGUAUAGAUGGGUCCUGUUGGGGUAUGCGCAUGGACGUGGGAGUGAGUGUGCAUAUGUAUCCCUUCUGUGAUAUAUAUAUAUAUAUAUAUAUAUAUAUAUAUAUAUAUAUAUAUAUAUAUAUUUGUAAAUAUAUAUUCACACAUCUCUAUAUAUUUUAAUGUAUUGCACAUGUAUAUUUAAAAUAUAUACGAAAG